AUGUCUAAAUUAGCCGAAAUAAGGUUGUUGUACGAAGCGAAAAUCAAGGAAACGGUACCAGCUCCUGUGUUCGAUAAUCGGGAUUUAGAUCGGGUUAAAAGUGAUAUAUACUUAUACAGAGUAUUGGAACACUGUCAAAAUAAUGUGCAGCACGCCGCAGAUAUGCUAUACAACAUAAUGGUAUGGCGAAAAGCUAAUAAUACCAAUGAUAUCACAGAAGAUUCAGUUGAUAAGGACAUUUUGAGAGAUGGUCUGUAUUACACCCGCGGUCGGGACAUCGACAGCUGCCUUCUCUUCAUCAUGAACUCUAAAGCAUAUGUCAAAGGGCAAAGAGAUGUAGAGGCGGUGAAAAAAGUUUUUAUAUACUGGCUAGAACGCUUAGAACGUGAAGAAGGUGGAAAAAAAAUAACACUAUUUUUCGAUAUGGACGGUUGCGGUAUAAACAAUAUGAACCUUAAUUUAAUAAGCUACAUGAUCAAUGUGUUGAAAAGUUUUUACCCAAAUUUUAUAAAUUACAUCAUUAUUUUUCAAAUGCCAUGGAUACUCUCCGCUGGCUUUAAAAUUGUCAAGGAAAUGUUGCCAGCUCCGGCGAUUGAGAGAUUGCGAAUUAUUAAUAAGGAUAAGCUUAAGGAUCUAGUAGCACCUGAGCAGGCGCUUGUUAGUUGGGGUGGUAAGGAUAGCUAUGAAUUUAAAUUUUUAUCUGAACAUCGCACUGUAGUGACUACAGAAGAUGAUAAUUAUUCUCCUGGUGAGCUUUUGAAGCUUAAGCCACCUAAAACAUUGCUCUUUAAUGUUGAGGGUAGAAAGAUAACAGCAUCAUUGAUUAUAACCAAUAUGGACGAAGGUAUCAUUGCAUUCAAAAUCCGCACUACAGCUCCAGAAAAGUAUUGGGUACGUCCAAAUAAUGGCAUUCUUGCCAAGCAUGUGUCACAGAGAAUAGAAAUCACCGCUCAACCUGGUUUUAAUAUAGAUUCGAUUGAGAAGGAUAGGUUUUUAAUCGUAGCAGUAAACAUUCCCAACUUGCUUACAUCCCAGAGUGAGCUAUCGAAGAUUUGGAAAUCAGCGGGAAGCCACAUAGAUGAAUAUAGACUCAACUGUGCUAAAGUUGAAAAGAUAACAGUAGAUGAAACAAAAAAUAUUAACGAUAAUUUUAUAAAAUUAAGCAAUGAGUACCAAAAAAUUCAUCAUCGCUUGGAUAUGUUGCAUACUUUUCAAAUAGUUAUAUUCUUUCUGACACUGGCAACUUGUCUUCUUAGCUACAUGGUUUUGAAUAAAGUCAAUUGUUCUAAUUACAAAGAAUAA
This is a messenger RNA of Leptosia nina, 1302 nucleotides long. Lineage: Eukaryota; Metazoa; Arthropoda; Insecta; Lepidoptera; Pieridae. The record is from the annotation of a GenBank genome assembly.